Molecule: messenger RNA, 1826 nt
Organism: Eutrema salsugineum
Lineage: Eukaryota; Viridiplantae; Streptophyta; Magnoliopsida; Brassicales; Brassicaceae
Product: protein plastid transcriptionally active 16, chloroplastic
Exons: 5
Coding region: 99-1664 (521 amino acids)
Source: RefSeq, a predicted model, not a curated record
CGCAGUCCCAAUGGUGUCUCAUCUUCAAUGUAUGGCAUCAACAUUGUUUACUUGAGGAACAAGCAAAAGAAAAGCCCUAAGCUCGCCGACCUCCUCUAAUGGCUUCGAGCUCUACUUCAUUCCCCUUAGCCACCGCGCCACCGCAGGGUGCAAGAUUUAACCGUAGAAAACCGGGUCUAACCGUGUUGGCCGCCAAACAGACCGGUUUUCAGCUCGGGAAAACCAAGAGCGAUGACUCGGAGGGAAAGCAAACAGAGAAAUCUCCAGGUUCGAACCCAUUUCGGUUCGAUUUCGGUAAGUUACCGGACAUGAAGUCGUUGAUACCGGUGGUUACGAACCCUUCGACCGGUUUAGCGUUUGGAAACACCAGAAGAAAAGAUCCCGGUACGGUUUUCGUGGCCGGUGCUACGGGACAAGCCGGUAUACGAAUCGCUCAAACGCUCUUGCAACGAGGAUAUAGCGUCCGAGCUGGCGUUCCUGAUCUUGGAGCCGCUCAGGACCUCGCUCGUGUGGCGGCUACUUAUAAGAUUCUAUCAAAGGAAGAGGUCAAGAGGCUAAACGCUGUUCAAUCACCAUUCCAAGACGCCGAAUCAAUCGCCAAAGCCAUUGGAAACGCGACCAAACUCGUGGUUACUGUUGGGGCGACAGAGAACGGCCCGGACGCUCAAGUCUCGACCUCAGACGCGUUACUCGUGGUCCAAGCUGCUGAGCUCGCCGGCGUAAGCCACGUGGCAAUCGUCUACGACGGUAGUAGCGUCAACGGAUCAACGUACAACGUGCUCGACGGGAUUACUUCCUUCUUCAGCAACUUGUUCUCUCAGUCUCAGCCGUUGACUAUCUCUGACCUCAUCGAGAAAGUAGCUCAAACUGACUUGGCGUACACGCUAAUUAAGACGAGCUUGACGGAAGAUUUCUCGCCGGAGAGAACUUAUAACGUCGUCGUUUCAGCUGAAGGAAGUAACAGCGGUAACGACAGCAGUUCGUCCGAGGCCUACAAAGUCCCAAAGUUGAAGAUCGCGUCGCUGGUUGCUGACAUUUUCGCUAACACGGCAGUGGCAGAAAAUAAGGUGGUGGAAGUUUCUACAGAUCCAUCAGCACCGUCGCGGCCAGUGGACGAGCUUUUCAGUGUGAUUCCGGAAGACGGGAGGAGGAAAGUGUAUGCAGAUGGGAUCGCAAGGGCAAAAGCGGAAGAAGAGGCGAAAGCCGCUGCUGAUAAGGCCCGAGAGGCAGCAGAAGCAGCAAAAGAAUUUGAGAAACAAAUGCAGAAGCUCUCUGAGAAAGAAGCAGAAGCUGCAAGCUUAGCUGAGGACGCGCAGCAGAAAGCUGAGGCCGUGGGAAUCACAGUGGACGGUCUAUUUAGCAAGGCUAAAGAUAUAGGCUCGGGUUUAUCCUGGAAUAAACUCGGGUCUCAGAUUGCUACCGCGGUUCAGAACGCUUCAGAGACGCCUAAAGUGCAGGUUGCUACGGUCAGAGGACAGGCAAAGGCUAGAAACUUGCCGCCCAAGAAAGCAGUGGUAAAACAGAGAAACGUGAACGUUAAACCCGCAGCUGCUGCGUUUGCGGCCAAACAGAAAGAAGAGCGCGUGAAUAAGCCAGAGAAAGAGGUGAGGAAAGUGUUUGGAGGACUGUUUAAGCAGGAGACCAUCUACGUCGAUGACGACUGAGAAAGUCAUAUGCCGUUUUGGAUUUCCGUACAGUUCUUUUGUCUUUCCUCUGUUUUCAAGUUAAAUUUCUGUAAUCAUAUUUAUAAAUCCAUUGUUCUCUCUUUGAAGCCUUAUGAGAACGAAACUAGUAAAUUUGAUUUGCAUCAAAAAAACAAUCUGAAA